Molecule: messenger RNA, 404 nt
Organism: Cryptotermes secundus
Lineage: Eukaryota; Metazoa; Arthropoda; Insecta; Blattodea; Kalotermitidae
Exons: 3
Source: RefSeq, a predicted model, not a curated record
AUAGUCGAAACAGAAGUAACAGUAACAGUAGUCGAAACAGAAGUACCAGUAGCGGUAGUCGAAUCAGAAGUACCAGUAGCAGUAGCCGAAUCAGAAGUACCAGUAACAGUCGAAUAAGAAGUACCAGUAGCAGUAGUCGAAUUACAAGUACCAGCAACAGUCGAAUCAGAAGUACCAGUAGCAGUAGUCGAAUCACAAGUACCAGUAACUGUAGUCGAAUCAGAAGUACCAGUAACAGUAGUCGAAUCAGAAGUACCAGUAGCAGUAGCCGAAUCAGAAGUACCAGUAACAGUCGAAUAAGAAGUACAAGUAGCAGUAGUCGAAUCACAAGUACCAGCAACAGUCGAAUCAGAAGUACCAGUAGCAGUAGUCGAAUCACAAGACAGAGUAAGGCACGUGUAUGA